AUGGAGGACUGCCUUCACACCUCCUCUGAAAACCUCUCCAAGCUGGUGAGCUGGGCCCACAGCCAUGGGACCAUCUGCAGCCUCAUCCCCAACCUCAAGCACCUCCUCUCCGAGGGGUCCCAUGGCAAUCUGACUGCCAUGUGGGGCUGUAGUGCCGGCCAUGCCUAUCACUGGCCCCUGGCUGCCACAUGCCGGGCUGGAUCCCAGGAGCGUGUCUGUUUCCAGGACAGCCGCAGCUUCAACUCGGACAGCCCCAGCAUGCUGGGGGUGCCCUCAGAGGUGCAGGCCAGCCCCCUGGAGCGCUACCCAGGCCGGCCGGGCAAGGCCAAGCUGGAUUGUACCCGCACCCGUGACUCCUGUGACUUCUCCUACUGCAGCGAGCCAUCAGAGCUGGGCGAGCCUGUGGAGGAGUAUGAGGAUGAGGCCACCCUCUUCGACAUGGUCUGUGAGUCCUCUGUCACCGAUGAGGACAGUGACUUUGAGCCGCACACCCAGCGGGCCCCUACUGGCCCCCGCAAGCGGACAGCUUCCAGCCAGCCCACUGCUGCCCAGGCCCAGCCUGCUGACGAGGGCGGUGGCGAGGUGCUCCUCAAGAAAAUCAAGCAGGAGCUCCCCGAGGACUACUACAUAGUGGCCAAUGCUGAGCUGACUGCUGGCACCGAUGGGCCAGCCCUGGCCCUUACACAGAUGUCCAAGCCCAAGCCUCAGACCCAGGCUGGGCCCUCCUGCCUGGGCCCUGCCAGGCCUCUGCCCCAGCCCACAUUGGGCCCCGACCCUGAUCCACAGCACCCCUCCACCUCCCCACCCUGCCCACCCCGGCUGGUUGCACAGAGGCCUCUCCGGGGCCCCUUGGCCUCCCCAGCACGGGGGGCAGGCAGUGGCCCCGUGGCUGCCCUGCAGGUGCCAGCCACCAGCUCCAAUACCACCACCGCAGCCUCCGGGAAGCCCAUCAGCAUCCCACUGUCAGCCCUGCAGCUGCCUGGUCAGGAGGAGCUGCCGGCCUCUGAGGACGCCCUCCCGCCUGCCCCACAGGCGGCCCCAGGUGGCGAGGUGGCCAGCUCGCUGUCGGUGAGUGCCGAGCCUGAGGUCAGCUCCAGCCAGCAGCAGCCCCCCACCAUCCCCACCACCACUCCCGAGGCAGCGGCACAGUCAAUGCCAGACCAGGAUGAGAGGGCAGCUGAGCUCAGCAGAGAGCAGAAUGAGAAGACCAUUCGCAGCACACAAACGGCUCUCCGCAAUUUCCGAGAGUUCCUUAUCUCCAAGUACCCCUCUGAGACACGGGAGAUCUAUGUCAUUCCAUGCAAAGAGCUUGAUGCCUACCUUGCUUCCUUCUUUGUGGAUGCCAGACAAAAGGAUGGUUCUGAAUAUGAGCCAAACAGCCUGGCCAACUACCAGUGUGGACUGGAGCGGUACCUCAAAGAGCACAGAUAUGGAUACAGUAUUACAAGGGAUAAAGAGUUCAAGAGGUCCCAGGAAGCUUUAAAGCAAAAGCAGAUAGAGCUGAGAUGUAAGGGGAAGGGAAACAAGCCACACAAAUCCAUGAAGCUCACCUUUGCCGAUGAGCUUAUCCUGCGCAAAAGAGGCUUAUUGAGCCGCUACAAUCCAGAAGGGCUGCUGAACCUUGUCUGGCUAAACAACACUAAGGCAUUUGGACACUGCACAGGUUUCCAUGGGUCUACCCUGAAGUGGGGAGACAUCCGGCUGCGGGUGACAGAGACUGGGUUGGAGUACCUGGAGUGGAUGGGGCCAGACAAUGGAGAUGUCAAUGCCAAGAGCAAGAGGGGUGGGACGGACUCCAGGGUGUAUGCCACCCAGCACUCCCCGCAAACCUGCCCUGUGCAAGACUACAAGGAGUACGCCCAGAGGCGGCCUCCAGCCAUGCGCUAUGAGGACGCGCCAUUUUACCUGUCCAUCAAACCCGUCGUGAACUUGGCUGCGCUUCACUGGUACAACUGCCAAGCCCUGGGAAAAAACAAGCUUGCCAAGAUGGUAAAGACAAUGUGCGAGAAAGGCAACAUCCCUGGCAGGAAGACCAACUUCAGCGUCUACCAGAGCUGUAGCACUCUCUCAGAAGCACAGAGCAACCAGCUGGUGCUGAUCUGCAAUAACCUGAGCCAGCAGGCUGCCCAGUCUGUGGCAAGCCACUCCAAUACUGGCAACUUCAUAGUGUCAGCAUCUUAUGACUCCUCCUCUGACACAGCUUGAAAGAGGGACAUCACCCUAACACUUCUUUCUUUUCUUUUUUGUUUCAAGCAUUGAGUUUGUGCCCAAUAAUACACAUCAGCUGUGAUUGUACAC
Messenger RNA from Melopsittacus undulatus (budgerigar), 2298 nucleotides. Its product is annotated as KIAA1958 ortholog. Bases 1 to 2205 code for a protein of 734 amino acids. The record is from RefSeq and is a predicted model, not a curated record. The transcript is spliced from 2 exons. NCBI's taxonomy places the organism in Eukaryota, Metazoa, Chordata, Aves, Psittaciformes, Psittaculidae.